GAAAAUAAAAUUCAUUUUCAUUUCCAUUUCAUUACUUUUCAUUUUUUUUUAUUUAAUUUAAUUUAAUUUAGUAUAUUUUUUUCUCUUCUCCAACAAGAUGAAAGGCAAAGAUACAGUAGUUGAUACGGAUGAUUCAAAAGCCCCACUUCUCCCGCUCCACGACCCGAUUCAUCGUUCAGAAAGCUCCGAAUCAUUCACCAGAUCCAUUUUCACGUUGAAGAACUUCUUCGUCCUGCUCGGCCCGCUACUGUGCGGCCUGAUUUGCCUCUGCGUCAACCUGAAUGGCGGCAAGGACACCAGCCGGAAUAUGCUGGCGGUGCUGGCCUGGGUGUUCACGUGGUGGCUCACGGAGGCGGUUCCGAUGCCGAUUACUUCCAUGGCGCCGCUCUUCCUCUUCCCUCUCUUCGGAAUCUCCUCCGCCGACGCCGUCGCCCACUCCUACAUGGAUGACGUCAUCUCUCUAGUCCUCGGCAGCUUCAUCCUCGCCCUCGCCGUCGAGCAUUACAACAUUCACCGGAGAUUGGCUCUCAACAUAACCCUGCUAUUCUGCGGCGAUCCGUUGAACCCACCGCUUCUCCUCCUCGGAAUAUGCGCCACCACGGCGUUCGUCAGCAUGUGGAUGCACAACGUGGCGGCGGCGGUGAUGAUGAUGCCUGUCGCCACCGGAAUUUUGCAGAGGCUGCCGGCGGCUGGACCGUCUCAGCCGGUUCUCGUAUCCAAGUUCUGCAAAGGGGUCCUCGGGGUUAUUUACUCUGCGGCGGUAGGAGGGAUGAGCACACUGACCGGGACAGGUGUCAACCUCAUAUUGGUCGGGAUGUGGAAGAGUUAUUUUCCCGAAGCCCGGCCCAUCAGCUUCAACACGUGGCUCUUCUUCGGUUUUCCUCUUGCAUUGUGUAUUUUCAUCGCUCUGUGGGCCAUACUUUGCUUGCUGUACUGCAGAAAGGGGUCCACUCAAGCCCUAUCUGCUUAUAUGGACAAAGCCCAUUUGAAGAGGGAGCUUGAUUUGUUAGGUCCAAUGGCUUUUGCUGAAAAGAUGGUACUUGCUAUAUUUUCGAUGUUAAUUGUGUUGUGGAUGACGAGGAAUCUAACAGAUGAGAUUCCUGGUUGGGGAUCUCUGUUCAACGACCGUGCUGGUGAUGGAACUGCUAGUGUUAUGAUGGCAACAUUGUUAUUCAUAAUCCCUAACAAGAAGCAAAGAGGGGAGAAGCUAAUGGAUUGGAACAAAUGCAAGAAGCUCCCGUGGAACAUCGUGCUCCUGUUAGGCGCCGGAUUCGCCAUCGCCGACGGCGUCCGCACGAGCGGACUGGCCGACGUGCUGUCGGAGAUGCUGGAGUUUUUGGAGAAGGCGCCGUACUGGGCAAUCGCCCCCGCCGUGUGCCUCGUAGGCGGCACCAUAACGGAGUUCACUUCCAACAACGCCACCACCACAUUGUUGAUCCCGCUUCUGAUCCAAAUCGCGCAGAACAUGCAUCUCCAUCCGCUCCUGCUUGUAAUCCCCGGCGCCAUCGGAUCUCAGUUCGCUUUUCUUUUGCCGACGGGGACUCCGUCGAAUAUUGUUGGAUUCACGACGGGGCAUAUUGAAAUUAACGAUAUGUUGAUCACCGGGGCUCCGCUCAAAAUUGCCGGAAUUUUGGUGCUAUCAAUUCUAAUGCCCACACUUGGAGCAUUUGUGUUUAGAACGGAUGAGCCACUACUCAAUUUCGGUGGUUAAUAAGAACUAGUGAAGGAGCCCAACCUUGUUUCAUUUUGUAAUAUAAUAUUCAAGUGCAUAUAAUAUUAUAAUUUUAUUU
Messenger RNA from Erythranthe guttata (spotted monkey flower), 1790 nucleotides. RefSeq names its product tonoplast dicarboxylate transporter (gene TDT). Gene Ontology annotation, cellular component: plasma membrane. The record is from RefSeq and is a predicted model, not a curated record. Gene Ontology annotation, biological process: transmembrane transport. Gene Ontology annotation, molecular function: transmembrane transporter activity. NCBI's taxonomy places the organism in Eukaryota, Viridiplantae, Streptophyta, Magnoliopsida, Lamiales, Phrymaceae.